Girardinichthys multiradiatus is the source of this 4673-nucleotide messenger RNA. Its product is annotated as potassium voltage-gated channel subfamily H member 6-like. Gene Ontology annotation, biological process: potassium ion transmembrane transport; membrane repolarization during action potential; regulation of heart rate by cardiac conduction. Lineage: Eukaryota; Metazoa; Chordata; Actinopteri; Cyprinodontiformes; Goodeidae. The transcript has 16 exons. Gene Ontology annotation, molecular function: inward rectifier potassium channel activity. The coding region runs from base 505 to 4134 and encodes 1209 amino acids. The record is from RefSeq and is a predicted model, not a curated record. Gene Ontology annotation, cellular component: membrane.
GUUGGGGAGCUUGGAAGAGGUGUGGAUCUGUAAAUCCGGAAAACAGGACCUUGUUCUUGUUCCUCUGCAUACUUGUCGCGCAGAGUUCAAACCUGAGGGGAAAUGCUGCGAUUACAACUCAAACUGACGGGUUUUUAUUUGCGCACUUCUGCUUCUGUUCACAACUUUUCCCCACAACAGGUUUCCUAUUUUCACCUGAACAGUUCUGAUGUUUAUUUACAGAUUUUGUACAACCUUGCUCUUACAGUAUUAAAGUGAACUUUUCUCACAUUUUGUUUUCCUCUUGCGACAUCCUGCAUCUGCUAUCGCCCGGGCAACCAGUCCUCCUCUCCAUCCAUCUCCAGCGCUUCAGAGUCGGGGGCAGCUGGGCUCCCAGCGAUAACCAGCACCUGUCUCCUCCGAGCGGAACCAACUAUUUUCCUCCACGCUGACACAUUUUGUUUUAUUUUUGUAUGUGCGUGUUUAUUUGCAACCAGUGAAGUUCAUGCGCCUCGCAGCGCCAAGAUGCCUGUAAGACGCGGUCAUGUUGCGCUCCAGAACACCUACUUGGACACAAUCAUCAAGAAAUUCGACGAACGAAAUCGCAAGUUUCUGAUCGCCAAUGCCCAGAUGAAGAACUGUGGAAUCAUCUACUGCAAUGAAGGUUUCUGCCAGAUGUUUGGUUUCACCCGGGCUGAGAUCAUGCAGCAGCCCUGCACCUGCCAGUUCUUGGUCGGUCCUGGCACCAUGAAGAGUGCCCUGGCUCAAUUAGCGCAAGCCUUGCUUGGCUCAGAGGAGCGCAAGGUGGAGAUCCUCUACUACUCCAAGGAAGGAAUUUGUCGACCUUGCCGAGUCGAUAUUGUACCUGUCAAAAACGAGGAAGGCCAUGUCAUAAUGUUCAUCCUCGACUUUCAGGAGCUCAUUGAUCCUUCACUCAAGAAGUCAGGCUUAAGGCAGAGAGUCACUCAAGGAUGGCUUUACUGUCAGAACCGCCGGCGGAAGAUGAGGCUGCCCGAAUUUCGCCCCAUGCGAAGACCGUCACUGGCCAAAGACCAGUGUGAAGGGGUGGUAGUGGAUUACCUGCAGACAAGCAGUGAGGAGGUCCCUUUAAAGGAGUUUCGGAUCCCUUCCAAGGAGAGCUGCAUGCAGUCUGAGACCGAGGCUUUGAUCGAACAGGAUCUGGAUCCCCCCUCCCCUGCUGCCCAGUCCUUCACCAAACGGUGCUCCUUGCUGACAGAUCGACUGGAUCCCAGCAUCCCCUUUUCAAGGGGGGCACUACCUCGAAGCUGCUCCAAAGAGAGUGUCCGCAGCCUGAGGCGGGCCUCGUCACUGGAUGACAUUGAUGGCAUGAGAGCAGAAUGGAAUAGUCGACCAGGAGAUACCCGAACUCAAAGCAAUCUUAAGCCCAGCGCUUUGAACUCCACCUCAGACUCAGAUCUUAUAAGACCCAGAACCAUCGGCCGCAUCCCGCAGGUCACCCUCACGUUUGGCUCGGACCGGCUGAGACCUCCCUCACCUACAGAGAUUGAAAUCAUUGCACCCAGCAAGGUUAAAGACCGGACCCAGAAUGUCACUGAAAAGGUCUCUCAGGUCACACAGGUGUUGUCCCUUGGUGCUGAUGUGCUGCCUGAAUACAAGCUGCAGGCCCCACGGAUCCACAAGUGGACCAUCCUUCACUACAGCCCCUUUAAAGCUGUGUGGGACUGGGUCAUCCUUCUGCUGGUCAUCUACACGGCCAUCUUCACUCCCUACUCAGCCGCCUUCCUUCUUAAUGAAGCAGAAGAUGAUGAAGGGUCUUGUGGCUACACCUGCAACCCACUUAACGUGGUGGAUCAUGUGGUGGACGUCAUGUUCAUCGUGGACAUCCUCAUCAACUUCAGGACCACCUAUGUCAAUAGCAACGACGAGGUGGUCAGCCACCCGGGUCGCAUUGCACAGCACUACUUCAAGGGCUGGUUCCUUAUCGAUAUAGUUGCAGCCAUCCCAUUUGAUCUGCUCAUAUCCCACUCUGGGUCACAGGAGCAGACGGAGCCACAGACUCAAACUACUCUGAUUGGAUUACUGAAGACAGCCAGACUUUUGAGGCUGGUGCGAGUGGCAAGGAAGUUAGAUCGUUACUCUGAAUAUGGAGCUGCCGUUCUUUUCCUCCUCAUGUGCACAUUCGCCCUCAUUGCCCACUGGCUGGCCUGCAUCUGGUACGCCAUCGGCAACGUGGAGCGCACAGGCUCCGAACGCAUCGGCGGCAUGAAGAUCGGUUGGCUUGACAACCUGGCUGACCAGAUAGGGAAACACUACAACACCAGUGACAGAAACUCAGGCCCCUCCAUUAAAGACAAGUAUGUCACAGCUUUAUAUUUCACCUUCAGCAGCCUGACCAGUGUGGGAUUUGGCAAUGUCUCACCCAACACCAACCCAGAGAAGAUCUUCUCCAUCUGUGUCAUGCUCAUUGGCUCUCUAAUGUAUGCCAGCAUCUUUGGGAACGUGUCUGCCAUUAUUCAGAGACUGUAUUCUGGCACUGCCCGGUACCACACUCAGAUGCUGCGGGUCAAAGAGUUCAUUCGCUUCCACCAGAUUCCAGGAGGCCUGAGACAAAGGCUGGAGGAGUACUUUCAGCAUGCCUGGUCCUACACCAAUGGCAUCGACAUGAAUGCUGUCUUAAAGGGUUUCCCUGAAUGCCUGCAAGCUGACAUUUGCCUUCAUCUGCACCGCAGCUUGCUGCAGAACUGCAAAGCUUUUCGGGGUGCCAACAAAGGCUGCCUGCGUGCUCUUGCAAUGCGAUUCAGGACGACCCACGCUCCACCGGGUGACACCCUUGUUCACAGUGGGGACAUUCUCACAGCAAUCUACUUCAUUUCCAGGGGGUCAAUAGAGAUUUUGAGGGACAAUGUAGUGGUGGCCAUACUGGGAAAGAAUGACAUCUUUGGUGAACCAAACCAUGUUUAUGGGAGGCCAGGGAAAUCCAGCGCUGACGUUAGGGCUCUAACCUACUGUGACCUUCACAAGAUCCUGAGGGAUGACUUGCUGGAGGUGCUGGAGAUGUAUCCUGACUUUGUUGACACCUUUUGGAGCAAUUUGGAGAUUACCUUCAACCUAAGAGAUGCAGACAGAAUAAACCAGCCAACCCCGAGCAGGAACUCUGAGUGUGGCUGCCGACUGACAAGGCAUCGGAGAAGCUCCCUGCGGCGUCGGAACAGGCCAGAUGGGAUGGAUCAUGAGGACUCCUACCCAGAUCAGUCGCGUCUAACAGUAAACCACCGGCGGGGAAUGGUGGCAGGGACUCAUUGGGAAGAUCUCUGCAGCAGUGCCAGUGUUUGUUCCCAGUCUAGUGAUGAGGAAAUAAAGCCUGCUCAACACAAAGGGGAGCUGUACGUCCAUGGGCCUGACACCAGAGACUACCAACCUUCAGUGGUCAACAUCCGGCCCCACUGUGGACCUGCUCUAAUGGGACAGGCUGUGGAUCUUGGAGGCUCUCCAUACUCAGCAGCGCCCCCUAUCAGCAUGUCAGGCUUGUAUGGCUACUGGUCCGACCGCAGAUCCAGCCAGCUGUCAGAAAACCAAAGAAGGCAGUCUGCAGUGAAAGUUGGUUUUCAGCCUUUGUUCUGUGCUGAGGAUCGCCCCCGGGAGCUUGAAUCAAGACUGGAGAUCCUGCAGGCUCAACUUAACAGACUGGAGACCCGUAUGACUGCAGAUAUCAAUGUGAUACUGCAGCUCCUCCAGAGCCAGAUGACCCCGGUUCCUCCUGCCUACAGCGUUGUGUCACCCGGCUCUCACCUGCCUCACCCCACCACCCUGUACAGCUCGGGAGCCCCCACAAUCCACACGGUCCCCCCAAUUCAGCCAGUACAGAUAAACAGCACUGCCUCCCUGCUACAGAGUCCUGAUUCGGACUCUAAUCACAAAUCAAAAGACUCCCUCUCCAGCGGUGUCCAUCUCACUGUGGCAUCAGAUGACACCAUGUCACCAGAGGCUGACCCACCGCAUCUACCAUCUGUGGACUUCAUCUCUCCUCAGUUCCUGUCCCCUGAUGCCCAUGAAGCUCCCGGACUCCUCAGCGGAAGCCAGCGCUUCCCCUCCCUUCCAGAGCACCUCGAGACCUCCUCAGAGAUGCAGGAGAUCCAAAGACAUGUCUCUGACCCUGUUCUGCCAGGCACCUAGAAUAACCUGGUCCAAAUGUAAAGCCAUAUUUUGUCCAGAUGGACCCCCCCUCUCUGCCAAUAAAGAAACCCGUCCUCCUCUCCUGGUCAGAUGCUGCUGUAAAGCAAGGGAUGUCGUAAUUCCUGCAUCACAGAGAGUUCAAAGUGGCUCGUGCGUCAUAAAGGCUCUCUGAACAGAGUUCCUCCAGGUCCUGUGCAAUAAAGAGAUUAUUUCUGUCUCACAGGGUCUCAAACCCAAACAGACAGUAUUCACAUUGAUCUACAAGAAGCACCUCCUGGAUCUGGAAAAUACAAAAACUGCACCCCAGACUCAGGUUUCCAUAAUAGAGGGAGAAAUAACAAAAACAUGUUCAAGAUAUAUCUGCAUUCAUUUUGUGUAAGAAUCGCCCAUUUAGGUUCAAUCAAGGAAAAAUUGUAUUUUUAUACUGUUAUAAAUGCUGGUUGCAUAAAGAACUGUGGAUGUAGUGAAUACAAAGACUGUUACUGUCAGUGUUACUGUUGUCUAUGUUAACAAAUAAAAUAACUGCCUGACACUGUAAA